Colletotrichum destructivum is the source of this 1065-nucleotide messenger RNA. RefSeq lists its product as uncharacterized. NCBI's taxonomy places the organism in Eukaryota, Fungi, Ascomycota, Sordariomycetes, Glomerellales, Glomerellaceae. The transcript is spliced from 5 exons. The record is from RefSeq and is a predicted model, not a curated record. The coding region runs from base 1 to 1065 and encodes 354 amino acids.
AUGGAGUUCUCCGGCAUGAAGUCCUGGGUUGCUCGGAGCGAAGAGGGCGAAAGUCUGUCAGACAUUGCUCAUAACCUUCCCCCGAUACCAGUGGCAGGACUCACAAGCGUCAUUCAGGUUGUGACGUACAUCCUGUCCGUACUGUCUACGCUCGUGAUUGCCCUGCGUCUCUACGUCAGGCUCAAGCUGUCGGGCACGGAGCGAACAUGGGGCUGGGACGACACGUUCGCCGUCGCCGGAUGGGUUCCCCUUUGGCCCUCGGUGGCGUUCCUUAUCAUCGCGACUCGCUGGGGACUCGGGGCCCGCGACGCCCAGGUCCCCGAGGGGAUGCUCUCCUACUACCAAAUCCGAGUCAAGGAAGACAUGUUUUACUUCGAGGUCAUCUACUUCGCCUCGUCCAUCCUGACCAAGCUGGCCAUGGCCGUCAUGAUCCUCCGGCUGAGCUCGACCCGCGUCUACGCCUACAUCAUCUGGGGCAACAUGGCGGUGCUGGGGACCAACGGGCUCAUCUGCAUGGUCAUCAUGUUUGUCAGCUGCUCCCCCAUACCGGCUCUCUGGAAUGAAAAGCUGGUUGGAUGCUCGUCAGCUAUGCGGGCUCCGUCGUCCUGGCCCAUGGUGGACUGGACGUGUGCCGUGACGCCCUUCUUCAUGCUCCAGGGCCUCCAGAUGCCAAAGAGACGCAAGAUCUCGCUCCAAGUCAUCCUCAGCCUGGGCAUCAUCGGCAGCGCCGCCGGUCUCGUGCGUAUGGGAUACUACCGCGCCUACGACACAAAGGCUCACCCGCACGAAUCUCUCUACGAUUGGGGCCACACUGUGCUCUGGUCGGUGCUCGAGGCGUGUCUCGGCAUCAUUGCCUGCUCUCUGCCGCCGCUUCGCAAGCUCUUCACCUCUUUCUAUCCAAGUUCGCAGGGCAAAUCAGGCAAUCAAUCUCGAGUGAUGAACAGCAAUAAUUGGGCGCUCUCGCAGUGCAACCUCGAGGGGACACGGUCAUCGGCCGAAGGGAGCGUUCUCCGCGAGAUCAGUCUCAUGACUUGCACUCGAUUUCCAGCCAACGAGGGAUUUUGA